Molecule: messenger RNA, 1413 nt
Organism: Macrosiphum euphorbiae (potato aphid)
Lineage: Eukaryota; Metazoa; Arthropoda; Insecta; Hemiptera; Aphididae
Source: the annotation of a GenBank genome assembly
AUGUCAAAAUUAAUUGAAUCUACACAUGAACGAGACGUCUUAGUGAAUAAUGGUUAUAUGUAUUUAUUUGAUGCAUUAAGUAGUGAUAAAAAACGCCGUUUUUGGCGUUGCCGAAAUAAAAAUGAUUGUAAAGCUCGAGUACACACAACAGUAGACGAUAUUGAAAUAAUAAAAUCAAUAAAUGAACACACUCAUGAUUCCGAAGCAGCAAAAAUUGAAGGAAAUGUAGCAGUUAACAAUAUUAAACGACGUGCGGCUGAUACCACGGAAUCGACAUCAAAUGUCAUAAACGAAUGCCUGGCUGGAUUAUCAGAAGCAGCUAAAGGGGCCAUUCAAUCAAAUUAUGCAUUGAAAAAACAAGUUAGAAGAAAACGAAAUAAUACGCAAGCCGUACCUGAAGCACCUAAGGAUCUCACAACUCUAGAAAUACCCGACGUGUAUAAAAUGUAUUCACCAUCUGAAGGACACGUAGAACAAUUUUUAUUAGCUGAUAGUGGGCCUGGGACAGAAAGAAUUUUAAUUUUUGGAAGACGUCGAUAUUUGGAUAUUUUACGAAAUUCUAAAACAUGGUUAGGAGAUGGGACUUUUAAAAUUUCACCUCCACUUUUUACUCAAGUGUACGUUAUACUAGCUGAAUAUUUAAAUGGUGUACACCCUAUUAUAUAUGCAUUACUGCCUGAUAAAUUUACAAAAACGUAUGAAAAACUGUUUCAAAUGUUGAUAAAUUUAUGUCCUGAAUUAUGUCCUACAUCUAUUUCAUUAGACUAUGAAUUAGCUGCUAUAAAUGCAGUGAAAAAAAAUUUCCCAAAUAUUAUUAUUCAUGGUUGUUUUUUUCAUCUCACAAAAAAUUUCAAAAAAAAAAUUGGUGAACUGCAUCUUAUAUCAAAAUAUAAUAACGAUGCAGAUUUUUCUAUUUCUGUUAAAAUGAUAAUUGCAAUUGCAUUUGUUUGCAUCAACAAAAUUGACAUAGCAAUCGACGCGUUAGCUGAAAAUUUACCAGAAGAACUUCAACCCCUGCUUGAAUGGUUUGAAGAUAAUUAUGUCGGAAGAUUAAAUCGAAAUGGACGUGGACGGAGACCCGCUAGAUUUCCACCAUCAAUUUGGAAUUUAAACGAGCGAGUAUUAAAUGGUAUACACAGAACAAAUAAUCAUGCGGAGGCAGCCAACCGAAGAAUAAAUGUUGAAAUGGGAAUGGUCCAUCCUACAUUAUGGUCAUUUAUAACUUGCUUAAGAAAAAUUCAAGCUGGAAGGGAUACAUAUUUAUUUCAAUUGGAAUCAGGAAGAAGUCCCCCUAAAAAGCUCAAAAAAUAUAUUGACACAGACAAGAGACUGCUAAAAAUAGUACAAGAAUCAGAUACUCGAGACAUUUUAACCUAUUUAAGAGGUGUAGCACAUAAUAUUUCUUUACAAUAA